UGUGCCUUGAAUCCCAACGGAAGUCGUAACGCAAAGAGGAUAUCCGGUAUGCUGAGAAAAAAUUUUAAGUGUUUUUAAAAAAUGUUAUUAAAAAACCUGUGGCAUUGAAAAAGUUAACGAAAAUUUUUUAACCCAAACUUCAAAUUCGAUGCCGUUUUGAGAUUAAUUUUAAAAAAAGUGUCGACCAUGCGGAGAAAUCAAAAGCGAAGGAAGCUACUGCAGGCUGGUUUAAGAUUUUGAAAAAAAAUCUUGUUGAUGUUUUUAAAAAAUCAUCAGCCAAUAUGGGAUCCCAUGCGCACGCUAGGUCCAUCUGUGCCGGGAGUUCCGUAACCGGUGCCUUUUCCGCGUUGCAUCUUCUCAGGAGCUACAGUCUCCUGGCGCCGCCUUCAGAUUUGUGCAGGUAUGAUCCAUUUCCUGCAAGGGAUUAUGGUUUUGGAGAACCUGAUCCACCAAGAAGUGGCUCGACUGGUGAAACACCUGUGUCACCCUUAACUCCUUCUUCGCUAACAGCACCUUUCUCAAUACCAACUAGUUUAUUUCCACCGCCACUUCUCGCGGCGGUGCCGCCAUUAAUUCAAUCGAUAAAUGUACCUCAGCCAUUUUCCAAUUCCGCAAAUCCAGGAACGUUGGGAAAUCAUCAUUUCAUUAGUAGCAAUGGUAUCACGAACAUCCAGCAGAGAAGACCACGUGGCGAGAAAAAACCCAUUCCUGAGGAACAGAAAGACGAGAAAUAUUAUGAAAGACGAAAACGCAACAAUCAAGCAGCUAAAAAGUCUCGCGAUGCUCGUAAAAUUCGCGAGGAUCACAUUGCUUUAAGAGCAACUAUGCUGGAGCACGAGAAUGCCAUCUUGCGUGCUCAGGUAGUAACUCUUCGCGAAGAAGCACAAUCUCUUCGUCACAUGUUGAUAAAGCAGCAGACACCCGGUAUACAGACGAUUGAUUCUGCGAGGCCGCUUUCUUCGGUGACACCUAGUACACUAUCACCUCAGAAUCCUGUUACAUCUGUAUCCUGUCAAGUUUAAACAUGAAACUGAUCGUUAAAUCAUACUCAAUGCAUCUGAUCUAAUAACUCGCUAUCAGAUAUAACUUUGGAGCAAAAGAAGUGAUGUGAGAAAUUAAUACGGAUUUCAAAAACUAGAGUACUUAUGGGAUCAUUUUUCAUUUUGAGUCACGUCAUCACGACUUUCAUGGGUCCGUCCAUUGUAAGGCUGCACGUAAACGUACAAAGAAAUAUGUCCCUAGAUCUGAGAGGAACUCUAUUGAAAUUGAAAAAUGAAAAUAAGUGUAGGUUUAUAAGUCUGUAAAUUAUACAUAUUAUAUAAGGCUAAGCACACGAUGCUUUUACAGUAGUUUAUUAAUAAUUGUGCCUAUGUAAAUAAUGUUUCGUUUUACUGUUGUUGAAGAUUAAUA
Cephus cinctus (wheat stem sawfly) is the source of this 1410-nucleotide messenger RNA. RefSeq names its product hepatic leukemia factor. The transcript has 4 exons. NCBI's taxonomy places the organism in Eukaryota, Metazoa, Arthropoda, Insecta, Hymenoptera, Cephidae. The coding region runs from base 282 to 1022 and encodes 246 amino acids. The record is from RefSeq and is a predicted model, not a curated record. Gene Ontology annotation, cellular component: nucleus. Gene Ontology annotation, molecular function: RNA polymerase II cis-regulatory region sequence-specific DNA binding; DNA-binding transcription factor activity, RNA polymerase II-specific. Gene Ontology annotation, biological process: regulation of transcription by RNA polymerase II.